Molecule: messenger RNA, 3580 nt
Organism: Sycon ciliatum
Lineage: Eukaryota; Metazoa; Porifera; Calcarea; Leucosolenida; Sycettidae
Product: sushi, von Willebrand factor type A, EGF and pentraxin domain-containing protein 1-like
Exons: 16
Coding region: 201-2843 (880 amino acids)
Cellular component (GO): membrane
Molecular function (GO): serine-type endopeptidase inhibitor activity; protein binding
Source: RefSeq, a predicted model, not a curated record
UUGCACUGCUCUACGGUGUAGGAUCACUUCAUGCUCCUUGGACAGCCACAUGUACAUGUGCAUGUGUAUUGGCUAAUAAGAUACCCAGUCCUGACCAUUGUUUGGAAAGUACCGGUUUUUGAAGUUGGCCUCUUCCCAAGAAGGUAGUCUAUAUCGUGUUUCCUCGCCAGAAAAACACCGACUAAGUGGUCUUGCACACAAUGGAAGCAAGUCAUUCGGCCGUGGUGGUUUUCGCUGUUGUGCUGUUGUUAGCAUCGAUUGACCGGCAUCAUCAAUGCGUGGCCCAGCGACAGGGUGACCUUCGCCUUGUGGAUGGCGGCUCUCAUUUCAGAGGACGUCUUGAAAUAUUCGGACGUGGCAGUUGGGGAACUGUGUGUGAUGAUCACUGGGAUCAUGCGGACGAGAAGGUAGCAUGCAGACAACUGGGCCUUCUACCUCGUCAGCCAUCAUCUUAUAGACUUCAACGGUUUGGCACAGCCAGUGGUGCGAUACACUUGGAUGAUGUUCGAUGCGCUGGAAGUGAAAACAGGUUGCUUGAUUGCCAGAGCCUACAACUCUAUAAUCACGAUUGUAACCAUGGUGAAGAUGUAGGUGUAACCUGCCAGGGACUAAAAUCGAUGGAGUUACGACAGUUUUACGCUCCUGGCUGUGAGGCGUUGCAGGCUGAUUUGCCAAUGAUAGUUAGAAACGCUACCUGGAAUGGUGCACAAUAUACCUCCACAUACAGCUGUGCACCUGGGUAUCUCCUGCAUGGGGAUAGAGAACGACAUUGCAGAUCAUCGUGUUCGUCAGAGCGGUGCAAUGCAACAGAUGUCGCUUGGUUCUGGAGUGGUCGGGAAGCAGUGUGCUUGCCGCGACAAUGCAGUGUUCUGUGUCCACCACGGUAUGGAAGGAUGGCAUUCUCCAACAGGCAAGAAGGACGUUUUGAGUUCAACAGCACCGUGGAGUUCACAUGCCGUCCUGGCUACAUGCUGCAGGGCAGUGUGACCCGUACUUGUCAGCCGGAUGGGACUUGGAGUGGCAGUAUGGCGACUUGUCAAGAAAUGAACUGCACCAAUGUAUCUUUUCCGCAUCAUGGCUGGUCAAUCUCAAGGUACAACGGUAACACACAGGUCAGUGGUUGCAUUGAUGGCUACUACAGUGAGCCACAGACCCAGGUGAGAGUGUGUGCGGAGGACAAGAACUGGACUGGGAACACUCUAAUGUGUACGGAGCUGAUGUGUGAGACAUUGCCCUCUCGUAGUCCACUGCGCACAACAUACACGAACCAGACCAGGCGUCAUUCCAUUGCCACUCACGUAUGCCCGCUCGGCUUCGACAUGGUGGGUGGAGGCACAUCUCGCCAGGAGUGUCGCGUGAACUGCACAUACGACGUGGUCGAUGGCCGUCUCAUGCCAAUGUGCCGACAGAGGCAUGUAUUCUGGACGGGCACUACGCCAACAUGUCAAGCUGGACCUUGCUCUAAUGUCUUCCCACCGCGUCAUGGUUCAUUAAUUUCUUACGAACUGGGCAACGUCACCUACAACACAACAGAAAUCGGGUUUCGCGGAGUUCGUGGAAUGAAGGUUACGUUCGGCUGCGACCCCACGUACAAGCUGUCGAGCGAAGGAAUGCGCACAAGAACAUGCGAUGUCCCCUGGUCUGGUGUCGCGCCUCUCUGUGUGGAUGUCUGUACUGGUGUGGUGUGCACAGAGGAUAGGAAGUGUCAGCCCCACCCCAGCCUGCGUAACAGCCACCAGUGCGUGUGCAAGGAGGAGAGGGACUGUCCUGUGCGCCAUGCACCCGUCUGUGCCAGCAAUGCACGCUCCUACAGGCAUGCGUGCCAUGCAUUGGUGGAUGCAUGCAGGACGGCUGUCAACAUCUCCAUUGUGGGACAAGGCUACUGUACAUCAGUGAAAUGCAGCAUGGAUAGUGCACUGAACAGGACCGUUGGCCAAUGUAAAGCCUCGCCUCAAGCCAUCUAUAAUCAUUCUUCAUCUACCUGUCAGCCGGUGCAGGAUGGAACAUGCUUGCGAGGUGGUAACGUCUUCAGCGCCAUGCAAGACUGCAUAGAUACCUGCAUGGAGCAGGAUCCAUGUGAGCAGAGCCUAGACCCUGGCAACUGCACUGCCUACCACGACCGUUACUAUUACCACAAGAAUGGCGGCACAUCGGGAUGCUAUGCUUUCCGCUAUGGUGGUUGUUAUGGCAACCUAAACAACUUUCCGACACGCGAGGCGUGUGAGGGAUGCACUCGUCGAUGUCCUGCAUUGUGCGGCCCAGACAAUGGUCGCUUGCAUGGCCGGCGUCGCUUUGUCGGAAGCAUUGCUCGGUUCAGUUGUGCCCAGGGCUACAGGCUUACAGGCGACAGAGAGCGUGUGUGUAACUCUUCACUCAGGUGGACUGGAACACAUCCUACAUGUAAGCUGGACUGUGUGCCAAGGCUGUGUGAAGUGACCACUGCAUACACCUGUCCAGCGAACAACAACACCAGCAUCGCUACAUCAUGCGGCCGUUACAGACUCGUAGACUUCGCUUUCUGGGCAUACAUCAAUGCUUCAAUGUCCGUGUGCGAGGACUCGAUGUUCGUCAUCAAGCUUCAAGUCUUUGGGGAGUUCUUUCGCAGUCAGAACUGUUCCUUCCUGACAAAUUCUCUUGACAGUGUCAAAGUGCAUGUGAACUUCAAGAACGGCUGUCCUUGUCCCUUCCCUAUGCAAUCAUCUCGCUAUAUUGUCACUGGAACAUGUGCCCCGAAUACCAAUCAACUGUUUCUAACCCAGCGUAGCGCUCUCGUUGCUACAUCCGAUGACAAGAGGAGUGACGAGAACUUCAGCCUUGCCCAGUACCAUUGCAGUAGUCAGUAGUCUUGACUAGUAGGUGUGCUUCCCUGGAGCAUGAGGUGAUCAUGUGGAUACGGACGGUGCAUGUGAUUUGCUUCUUGUACUCUUGGUGGAUGAUCAUUCAUUACGUGUGCCCUUUGCUUUCUGCCAAGCUUGCUCUUGUUACAACUUCUGACACACCAUAUCUACACAAUCAUGUUUGCCUGUUAGUCAUGAACUGACUUUCACUGUGCUGGCGGUAAACACAACUCUGCUUUUGUUUUCGGAUUGUGGAGGCGCUGUUGCCGCUUUCCCAUCACAGCCCAGUACUUGCAUUUUUUUCUUCUCCGUUUGCAGAGCAUUUUCAGGUACUGUUUUCACACGUCGGUGAUCGUGUAUUUGUGCUCAGCAAAAUAAGCACCAAGCUGCUGUGCUUGCAGCAUCCCCUUUCACGCCCAACUUCUUCGUUCUGAUAAAUGCAAGUAGCCGGCAAGCCUUAUUCACUCAAUCACGGUUUCUUUGGUCACUGAUGAAUUUGAUAUGCUCCUGUGCUGCACUGGUGUUUUCACAUUGUUCAAUUCUCGCAGCACAUUUGGCCUGCCCUGAAUUUCUUUUCAAUUUUGGCACUUUACACAUGCACGUACCAUAUGCAUGGCAUUUCAAUUUUUUCAAGUCUUAUUCUGCGUGAUAUGUUCAUACACAGUGGCACUCAGGUUUAUUGAAUGGUUUCACCUCCUCUUCUGCAAUCUUUCCCACAGAAAAAAAAACACAUCACAAGCCAA